This is a messenger RNA of Loxodonta africana (African savanna elephant), 1770 nucleotides long. RefSeq names its product FKBP prolyl isomerase 8 (gene FKBP8). Gene Ontology annotation, cellular component: membrane; mitochondrial envelope; cytosol. Lineage: Eukaryota; Metazoa; Chordata; Mammalia; Proboscidea; Elephantidae. Gene Ontology annotation, biological process: negative regulation of apoptotic process; protein folding. Gene Ontology annotation, molecular function: protein folding chaperone; protein binding; peptidyl-prolyl cis-trans isomerase activity. The transcript is spliced from 9 exons. Bases 106 to 1353 code for a protein of 415 amino acids. The record is from RefSeq and is a predicted model, not a curated record.
UCUCGGAGGGUCUCCGAAAGGGAGCCCAAGCCCAACAGGAGAGGACAGGUGAAGGAUGGAGGGGGAAGUGCCGUGAGUUAAGAGGACGGCCCCCACCUCCUGAGCAUGGCAUCCUGUGCCGAGCCCUCUGCCGUGGGCCCUGAGCCCGCCACCCCGCUGCCUGCCAGGGUCCCACCACUGGAGGACUUUGAGGUGCUGGAUGGAGUUGAGGACGUGGAGGAGGAGGAGGAGGAAGAAGAGGAGGAGGAGGAUGACCUGAGUGAGCUGCCACCACUGGAGGACAUGGGGCAGACUCCGCCAGAAGAGCUGGAGCAGCCCGGGGCCCUGGCCCGAGAGUUCCUGGCAGCCAUGGAGCCUGAGCCCGCCCCAGCCCCAGCCCCGGACGAGUGGCUGGAUAUCCUGGGGAACGGGAAGGUGAGGAAGAAGACGCUGGUCCCGGGCCCACCCGGCUCAAGUCGCCCAGCCAAGGGCCAGGUGGUGACAGUGCGAGUGCAGACGUCACUGGAGAACGGCACGAGGGUGCAGGAGGAGCCAGAGCUGGUGUUCACCCUGGGUGACUGUGACGUAAUCCAGGCUCUGGACCUCAGUGUCCCGCUCAUGGACGUGGGGGAGACUGCCAUGGUCACUGCUGACUCCAAGUACUGCUAUGGCCCCCAGGGCAGCAGGAGCCCCUACAUCCCCCCACAUGCGGCCCUGUGCCUGGAAGUGACCCUGAAGACAGCCGUGGAUGGGCCUGACCUGGAGAUGCUCUCAGGGCAGGAGCGCGUGGCCCUGGCCAACCGUAAGCGCGAAUGCGGCAACGCCCACUACCAGCGAGCCAACUUCGUUCUGGCGGCCAACUCCUAUGACCUCGCAAUCAAGGCCAUCACCUCCAGCGCCAAAGUUGACAUGACGUUCGAGGAGGAGGAGCAAUUGCUGCAGCUGAAGGUGAAGUGUCUAAACAACCUGGCGGCCUCGCAGCUGAAGCUGGACCACUACCGUGCUGCGCUGCGCUCCUGCAGCCUUGUGCUGGAGCACCAGCCUGACAACAUCAAAGCGCUCUUCCGCAAGGGCAAGGUGCUGGCCCAGCAAGGCGAGUACAGUGAGGCCAUCCCCAUCCUGCGGGCAGCCCUGAAGCUGGAACCUUCCAACAAGACGAUCCAUGCGGAGCUUUCAAAGCUGGUGAAGAAGCACGCAGCCCAGCGGAACACGGAGACCGCCCUAUACCGGAAGAUGCUGGGCAACCCCAGCCGGCUGCCUGCCAAGUGUCCUGGGAAGGGUGCCUGGUCCAUCCCAUGGAAGUGGCUGUUUGGAGCAACUGCUGUUGCCCUGGGGGGCGUGGCCCUCUCCGUGGUCAUUGCUGCCAGGAACUGACCAUCCAGGUGGCAGCCACCACCUCCCCGCACACCGUGGACCCCACCCCAUGCUCCCUAACUUCCCUGGCCCCUGGUCCGUUGUCCUCCCUGGCCCAGCCCCCUCCUCCGGUUCCGGCAGCGAGGUUUGGGGGCCAUGCAGCCCAGUGAGCAGUAGAGACUGCAGCCCUCUCAGAGGAGAGUGAGGCAGGGCUGGGCCCAAGUCCAGCCCGGAGGGAGGGGCCCUCACCCCCAGACCCCGGUCCCGCCUCCCAUCCCAAGUCAGGCCUCCACCCAGCCAGCCUCAGUUUCUCCUUCCCAAAAGGCCUGGGCAGGCCUUCUCCCGCCCUGUUCCCAUCCUGAGUGCCAGCCCCUCCAUCCCAUCUGCUGCCCUCUGUGCAGGCCCCCCCACAGUGAAAUAAAGCCUCCCACCCCGCAA